UGGAGUGGGUGUAGUAUAUAUAAAGGUGUCAAGUGCGAGAAGCCUCUGCUUGCAUUACAAAACCAUCAAUCAUCAAUCAAUCAUGUUUAUUAGAGAAGGGAAAGAUCGAUCAGCACAACACAACACAACAAUGGUGGUGGUGGGAAGUCACGUACAAAACAAGCUCCGGCUAGUCCUGGGCACAAUGAAGGAUCAUGCAUCCAUUGGCAAGGCCAUGAUAUGCAGAGUUGUCGGCAACAGCAGCAGCGUGGACGAUGGCAGCAGGUGGUUUACAGGCAUAGAAAUAGCAGUGGUUCGAGCCACAGGGCACGACAACGCUCCCAUCGACGACAAGCACAUGCACGAGAUCCUCUUCCUCGUCUCAAACGCUCCUCCUGGCUCCGUCCCUUUUCUUGCAGAAAGGAUCUCCCGCCGCCUCGACAAGACCCGUGAUCGCAACGUUGCCCUCAAGACGCUCUUGCUCGUCCAUCGUCUCCUGCGCGGAGGGGAUCGCUAUUUCGAGCAAGACCUUCGUAAUGCCCACCUCUCCGGCCAUCUCCAAAUAAUGAUUAACUACUACAAACGCUGGCGGUGGUGUCGUAGCUCUGGGGCUUUCUCUAAUUUGAUCUCCUCCUGCAUGAACAGCAACGGCAACACUAGGAAGAAGUCCUCAUCGUAUAAGAAGAAGAAUGAUCAAAACGGUAGUGGUACCCAUAAUUAUAAGGCGGCACAGCAGCAUUUAAUUUCAUCAUCCAGCUGUGUUGGUGGUCCUGAUCCUGAUCCUGAUCCUGAUCCUUCCAUCUGCUUUCUACUGAAUUACGCGGCUUUCCUGGAAGAACGGAUGGGGUGGGUAAUCAAUCAAGCAGGGAAGCUUGAGCCCAUCAUGACGACGUUCCAGCAGGUAAAGGAGUAUCAUCAUCGGUUGUACGAAUUAGACAAGUCCAUAGAGACCCUAGUGUUCCGAAGGUUACCCAAAUAUCAGGCGUUCUUGGAUCGUGUUUUGGAUUGCUCACCGGCACUGCCGCUGCUCCUCCUCCGUAUCGACGAAGACCUAACUCGAGCAGCCAUGAACAACAUCCUCAAAGAGACCUUCCAAGUCUACAUGGGUUUCUGUGAAGGAGUGGCUACCCUCCUCGAUUCCUUCUUCGAUUUUAAGAAUCCAUCCGCAAGGCUCUUGGCUCUCCAACUUCUCAAGACAGCUUCUCGCCUUACCUACCAGCUCUCCAAUUUCUUCAAAAUUUGCAAGAGAAUCGUCGGUACCAAGAAUUUGGAUUACCCAACCGUUCAGGUCAUCAUUUCUAAUCAUUUCUUGGCUAUGGAACCAUUCUUAUUAAGCCCUUCUUCGUCGUCCUCCUCGUCCUCGUCCUCAUCAUCGUCAUCAUCAUCAUCAUCAUCCAUGAAUAAUGACUCUUCUUGCACUUUGUCCAGCAAAACCACCGCAACUAGUUCAUCAUCUCCUCCUCCUUUUUGCGAAUAUCUCAGUGAUCAGACGCAAGUCACUGUCACCAUACCCAGAGCCAAAAUAGGCCAAGAAGAAGAAGGAGAAGCAGCAGCGACAAAACAGACAAGUACUGGUAGUAGUGGUACAUCUCCAUCAUUAUCAACUCAUCAUCCUUUCUCUUGUAGUAGAUUGGAGACUAAAAUAAGCAAGGUAUGGAUAGUGUUCGACAAUGAAGAGUACUCAUCCCAAAAUGCUAAUUUCUCUACUCGGUUUGGAGGACCCAAUACUAGUACUGAUCAAUACUCGUCGACAACUACUGACGACGAGCUGGACCUGGAUCUUCCUCUACCUCUUCCCUCCAACCACCAACGAUUAGGGGAAUGCAAUAUAGAUGAGAUAAACAACCAACAUGGGAAACCUGCUUGUAAUUGUUAUAACCCAUUCACAGUUUUUGGUUGUCGUUGAAUCAUCAUAAUAUUAUAUGUAUGAUAUGAUUGAGAGUAGUUCUGAACUUACACACCAUUACAAGGAUGGUGCUGUACUGAGUGUAUAUCCCCUGGAUAUCUAUGUAUUUGUGUUAAUU
Molecule: messenger RNA, 2003 nt
Organism: Macadamia integrifolia
Lineage: Eukaryota; Viridiplantae; Streptophyta; Magnoliopsida; Proteales; Proteaceae
Product: putative clathrin assembly protein At1g33340
Exons: 1
Coding region: 83-1885 (600 amino acids)
Biological process (GO): clathrin coat assembly; clathrin-dependent endocytosis; vesicle budding from membrane
Cellular component (GO): clathrin-coated pit; clathrin-coated vesicle
Molecular function (GO): clathrin heavy chain binding; SNARE binding; 1-phosphatidylinositol binding
Source: RefSeq, a predicted model, not a curated record